CAAUACUGGGAGUUGAGUUCUGUUUAGAGGAUAUGUUUUUACGACCGUGGUAGCCUCUGAGGACGAUGGCUACUGCAGUUUUAAGAACUGUUCUGCGAAAAUCUAUAGGAUUUUCAGCAGACAGUAUUAAUAUUUUACAACAUGGUGCUCCCACCUAUUUACUUAGCAAACGACAUGCUGGCGAUGAUGCAUGGUAUCCGGAUUAUGAUUACUUGAAAUCACUUGAAGGUCCAGUUUGUUAUACGCCUAUGCCAUCAAAUUGGAUACCACCAGAUAUAAAUAUAAAUAUUAAACCAGCUGAAAGUAAAAUAAGUAAUAUUAAAUUGAAUUUUGGUCCUCAACAUCCAGCAGCUCAUGGUGUAUUACGCUUAGUAUUGGAAUUAGAGGGUGAAAUUUGUCGUAGUGCCGAUCCUCAUAUUGGUCUAUUACAUCGUGGAACAGAAAAGCUUAUUGAAUAUAAAACUUAUAUGCAAGCAUUGCCUUAUUUUGAUCGUUUGGAUUAUGUUUCAAUGAUGUGUAACGAGCAAUGUUUUUCAUUGGCAAUUGAGAAACUUUUGAAUAUUGAAAUUCCACUUCGUGCAAAAUACAUAAGAACACUUUUUGGUGAAAUAACACGUAUAUUGAAUCAUAUAAUGGGUAUUGGUACACAUGCAUUGGACGUGGGAGCAAUUACACCAUUUUUCUGGUUAUUUGAGGAACGUGAGAAAUUAAUGGAAUUUUAUGAACGUGUAAGUGGUGCACGUAUGCAUGCGGCUUACGUUCGUCCUGGUGGAGUUGCUUUGGAUAUGCCACUUGGUCUUAUGGACGAUAUUUAUGAUUGGGCCUCAAAAUAUUCUGAACGAAUCGAUGAGGUUGAAGAUAUGUUAACUGAUUCGAGAAUUUGGAUUCAAAGAACUAAGGACAUUGGAGUUAUUAAAGCAGAAGAUGCUCUCAAUCUUGGCUUUAGUGGAGUUAUGCUCCGAGGUUCGGGUAUCAAAUGGGAUUUGAGAAAAUCUCAACCCUAUGAUGCAUAUGAUUUAGUUGAUUUCGAUGUACCAAUAGGUGCUAAUGGUGAUUGUUAUGAUAGAUACGUGAUUCGAUUGGAAGAGAUGCGUCAAUCGUUGAGAAUAAUUUUGCAAUGUUUAAAUCAAAUGCCCGCCGGUGAGGUGAGAGUUGAUGAUGCAAAAAUAAUGCCACCGAGUCGAAAGGAAAUGAAAGAGAGUAUGGAGGCAUUGAUUCAUCAUUUUAAGCUUUUUACUCAGGGCUUUCAAGUGCCACCUGGCUCAACUUAUACGGCAAUUGAAGCACCAAAAGGUGAAUUUGGCGUUUAUCUUGUGAGUGAUGGUACAAGUAAACCGUAUAGAUGUAAAAUUAAAGCACCAGGUUUUGCACAUUUGGCAUGUCUUGAGAAAAUUGGACCUGGACAUUUUCUCGCUGAUAUUGUCGCCAUAAUUGGUACACUUGAUGUUGUAUUUGGUGAAAUUGAUCGAUAGAUGUGUGAUAAAAAGUAAGUCACAUCAUUAAAAAAAUCAUUUGUAUAGUAGAAAAACAAACAUGUACGGUUAAAUAAAUAAUUACAGUGAUUAAUUAAAAAUUAUAAGAUCAUUUUUUCAUUAUAUAUUUAGAAAAAAAAAUAAUGUUAUUACUUCUAUAUAUUUAAUAAAUUCGUAAUGGAAUUAUUUUCAUUUAUCAAAACAAUAAAUAAGUUAAUGAAAA
This is a messenger RNA of Leptopilina boulardi, 1695 nucleotides long. RefSeq names its product NADH-ubiquinone oxidoreductase 49 kDa subunit (gene ND-49). Lineage: Eukaryota; Metazoa; Arthropoda; Insecta; Hymenoptera; Figitidae. The record is from RefSeq and is a predicted model, not a curated record. The transcript is spliced from 4 exons. Gene Ontology annotation, biological process: mitochondrial electron transport, NADH to ubiquinone. Gene Ontology annotation, molecular function: quinone binding; NADH dehydrogenase (ubiquinone) activity; NAD binding. The coding region runs from base 66 to 1472 and encodes 468 amino acids.